AAACUUAUUUAAACUAUACUAAUUACUGUUUAAAUGAAGAGAAAUUAAUCAUUUUCAUAAUUUUUAUAUCCUGCAUUAUUUUAUCUUAAAAUAUAUAAGUACAUACAUUCAUUAUUUCACAAGGUACAAGCCUGAGCCUUCGCUAAGCUACAGUAUAUUAUGCCUGUUUUAAAAAUAUCACCCCAAUGCAAUUUGAAAAGUAUGAGUUAAAAUACAUUUAUUUUGUUCUGAAUUUUAAACCCAUGUUACAAUUGUAUUUUUCUUAUGCUCUUAUUCAGCGGCGGUUUUUUAGAGUUUUUUCUAAGUUGCAGCAGCCGAGCCAGUGAAUUAUUUAGAACUUUUCCUCUUUUCCUACAGCGUGAAAUCAGACAAUACUGUUUCCACUUCAUGGUACCAGAGGGUAAUGUUUGUGUGUAAUCAGGCAAAGCAGUGAAUCAGUCCAUUCCCCUUCCCCUCCUGCCAACCUUCAUUCAUUUGCUUCCACCUCUUUCUACAGCUUACUCUAUUCCUUCAAAAAAUGCAAAGACAAUCAGUACAAACUUUAUCAGUGAUUUUAUUUUAGUUUGAAAUGCCUUUUACGAAUACUUUCUUGAAAGGAUGUGAUAAAAAAAAGAGUGUUAAUCCAUGGUGGAAAUUACAGAAAGCAUGAGCCUCUGCAAGUCAGAAAACAAUACAAAGAAACCUAGUAAAAGAAAAUCUGUUACAUUUAAAAUGGAGCUGGAAAUAAAAAGAAUGCAGUCUACAGGGCUUCAACAGUCAGUUCUUGAUUCGAAGCCAUCAAGGAUUUUAUCAUUCCCUCUUACAGUCAAACAACAGUUAUGGCUAAAUUUUCUCUUGCCAGCGGUGAUCCAAAUUACUUUCUACUUGUUCGGUAUUGCCACUGACUUAACAAUUGGAAUUGUGCUUCUAAUGGAAAAACAUACAUGGGCCGGUGUAAUAACAAUUGGACUGACGUAUGUGGCCCCUCUGAUCUGCUUCUUCAUGCACUUUAUGAAUCCCCCAGCAGAAAACAAAUGUUCAAAACUCGCUUUGUGGAUUCUCGCAGAGACUUUAGCAUUGAUCUUAUAUCCAAUCAGGCCUGUUCAGAGCUUUGCUGAGAGAUUUUUUUGGGCUGUUGAAGCUCUGCGAAACCCAGACCCAAAAAGAGAAGAAGCACUUGUUGAAUAUGAAAAGGCAGAAACUUUUAUAGUUGAAAACUACUUGUUUAUUCAAGGUUUGGUCCAUGCAGGACCACAAGCCAUUUUUCAGCUAACACUUCUCGUUUUUGGAACAUCAAACAACGCUAGCACAAAGCUUUUUCAAGCUUUUGGUGUUAUAGUAUCUCUCUUGUCGUUAUCUCUUAUAACAACAUCAUACCAAAGGUACGAGACUCAGGCAAAAGGAAGCAGGAAAAGAGUUUGGUAUAAGAGUGAAGAUAGUGUGGAAAAUGAAGAACCAAGAGAACUUCUAUAUGUUCCACCCAACGAAGAAGUUUUGCCUAGGCGAAGGUCAUGGACCAAGGUCAUGGAAGAGGACAACUCACUUGGGAAGCUUGUAGCAUUUAUAUUCUGGUUCUUUUUUCUUUUAGGACGGAUUGUUUGCCUUGUAAUGGCUUCUUUGUUCUUCCCAUGGGCUGUACUAGGAGUGUGCAUUGCUCAUUAUAUUUUCAUGUUCUUUUUUAUAUUACCAUUGACCAAUUGCAAGACAAACGUUGUCACCAAAAUAUUAUUAUCAUUUGUAUACAUAUUUUGCCUUAUUGAAGUAGGUAUUAGAUUUAGAAAAUCUCAGUUGUUCCAUAAUUUAUUUAUAACUUUUUGUAUAGUGGAAAACUUUUCUUUGUCGUUAUUAUGGGCUUUAUGGGGUAAUUGGAACAAUAACUGGUGGUAUGAUUAUGCACUCUACUUCAUGGGAAUAACACAUUUCAUUGCUCUCUUAUUUUUAUUUAUAUAUAUAAAAUUUUUCAGACCCACCAUAAGGCGAAUUCAACCAAAUAUGUAGACAUUCUUUUUAUUUUAGUUUAUUUACUUUCUGUUAAAGUUCAAGUAAUUAUUUAAAAAUGCUUUAAUUUACUUUAUAACGUACAAUGAAAAUGGGGGGAGGGAUAAAUUGUUCUUGUUACUACUACUAAUACUACUACUUAAAAUUUCAAAAAUUUGAAAUAUUUGAAAAUAAUUAUGUAUGAGCCAAUUUAACUGACUUACUGUAUAAUAAUUGUAAUACUCCUAAAAGUUCUAGAAAUAUGUAAUUUAUGUGUUCCUAAUUGAUUUUUUUGUACAUUAUUUUGAUUUUUAUACAUAUUUAUACACUACAAUUUUUGUUCAAAUAAGAAAGAUAAACGAAAUGUAAAAAUGUAUGACAAGUACAUCACGAUCAUUAUCACAAUUGUACAUAAUAUAUACUUGACUAGAUUUUUAUUAUUUUGAUAUAAAAAGAUUUUAGUAAGAACAACCCAAGCAGUUUUAUAAAUCUGAAGAGCAUGACAAUGAAAAAAGCUGCUUGUUCUAGUCAAUUGUAUAACUAUAUGAACAUAUAAUAUGAUAAAGUUUGUAGAUAAUUAAAUCUAUUUUGAAUAAACUGACUAAAAUUAA
Cimex lectularius (bed bug) is the source of this 2567-nucleotide messenger RNA. RefSeq lists its product as uncharacterized. The transcript is spliced from 4 exons. The coding region runs from base 625 to 1977 and encodes 450 amino acids. The record is from RefSeq and is a predicted model, not a curated record. NCBI's taxonomy places the organism in Eukaryota, Metazoa, Arthropoda, Insecta, Hemiptera, Cimicidae. Gene Ontology annotation, biological process: phosphatidylserine exposure on apoptotic cell surface; engulfment of apoptotic cell; apoptotic process involved in development. Gene Ontology annotation, cellular component: plasma membrane.